Messenger RNA from Diospyros lotus (date-plum), 1741 nucleotides. Its product is annotated as purple acid phosphatase 18. NCBI's taxonomy places the organism in Eukaryota, Viridiplantae, Streptophyta, Magnoliopsida, Ericales, Ebenaceae. Gene Ontology annotation, molecular function: metal ion binding; acid phosphatase activity. The record is from RefSeq and is a predicted model, not a curated record. The transcript has 5 exons. The coding region runs from base 203 to 1507 and encodes 434 amino acids.
UACCAUCGACUCCUCCUGUCCUGGCUUUGUCCCCCUUCACACUGCACACGGCUUCUGAAGGCCAGAUGACGGGAGAGUGACGAUACGAAGAGACUACAAAGCACAGUCUCUUGGUUAGUAAUUCAUUUUCAGACGCAACAACUAUUCGCGAUCGUAGCUCAGAUUCUUCGAUCUCGCUGUGAAGAUUAGGAACUGGGAAAUUAUGGAACCGAAAUUGUUGUUGUCAAUUGCAGUUCUGAUGCUCACUGCAAGUGGUGUCGCUGCCGAUUACGUUCGCCCGAAGCCUCGGAAAAUGCUGUAUUUUCCGUGGCAUCGAAAGCCGUCCUCUCAUCCUCAACAGGUGCACAUCUCGUUGGCAGGAGACAAGCACAUGCGAGUGACAUGGAUCACUAAUGAUAAGUCUUCGCCAUCUACAGUUGAAUAUGGAACAUCUCCGGGGAAAUAUAGCUCAAUUGCUCAAGGAGAGUCCACUUCUUACAAGUAUCUGUUGUAUAGCUCAGGGAAGAUACACCACACUGUCAUUGGGCCGCUGAGACAUGGUACUGUUUACUAUUACAGAUGUGGAGGACAGGGUCCUGAAUUCCAGCUUAAGACUCCUCCAUCUCAAUUUCCUGUUACUUUUGCCGUGGCUGGUGAUUUGGGUCAGACGGGCUGGACUAAGUCGACCUUAGACCACAUAGAUCUAUGUAAUUAUGAUGUGCACCUGCUUCCUGGAGACCUUUCUUAUGCUGAUUGCUUCCAGUCCCGGUGGGACACAUUUGGUGAGCUAGUCCAGCCACUUGCAAGUGCAAGGCCAUGGAUGGUAACAGAAGGGAAUCAUGAAAAAGAAAGCAUGUUGAUACUCGAGGAUGGAUUUAAAUCCUACAAUGCUAGGUGGAAGAUGCCAUUUGAAGAGAGUGGAUCAAGUUCAAAUCUCUAUUAUUCUUUUGAAGUUGCUGGGGUUCAUCUUAUCAUGCUUGGUUCAUAUACAGAUUAUGACAAGUACUCUGAUCAAUAUAGUUGGUUGAAGGCUGAUCUUUCAAAAGUAAACAGGAAGAAAACACCUUGGCUACUUGUUUUAUUCCAUGUUCCAUGGUAUAACAGUAACAAGGCUCACCAAGGUGAAGGUGACAGUAUGAUGAGUUCCAUGGAACCAUUGCUAUACGCUGCUGGUGUAGAUAUAGUGUUUGCUGGCCAUGUGCAUGCUUACGAACGUUCGAAACGUGUCUAUGAGGGUAGAUUGGAUCCUUGUGGUGCUGUCCACAUAACAAUUGGUGAUGGAGGCAAUAGAGAAGGCUUAGCACACAAGUAUGUAAAACCACAGCCAGAAUGGUCUAUCUUCCGUGAAGCAAGCUUCGGUCAUGGUGAGCUGAAGAUAGUGAAUUCGACCCAUGCUUUAUGGAGCUGGCACAGGAACGAUGAUGAUGAACCAGUGAAAUCUGAUCAGGUCUGGAUAAACUCUUUAGUCAGUUCACGAUGCCUUGCAGACCAGACCCGUGAACAGAGGAAGAUCCUCGUGGCACCUUAAUACCGGUAACACAAUUGGCUGCUGCUGUGAACUCGGAAACAUUUUAUUUCCAGACUUUAUGCAUGAGUGUGUACAUACAUAUAUAUGCCUAUACCCAUAUAAAUAGAACAACAAAGAAACUUGAAUAUUAUCUUCUUGUAUUAUUAGGUAGACUGCCUUUGGGCCAUCAGCUUGCCUUAAGACAGAAUAAAAUGUAAAAGAGAGCAAUCUAAGUGUAGAGCCUGCUUAUCUUUG